Molecule: messenger RNA, 1488 nt
Organism: Leptosomus discolor (cuckoo roller)
Lineage: Eukaryota; Metazoa; Chordata; Aves; Leptosomiformes; Leptosomidae
Source: RefSeq, a predicted model, not a curated record
UUCAUGACCUUGACUCUGUUUCCUAUCCGACUCUUUUUUGCUGCUUUUAUGAUGUUGCUGGCCUGGCCUUUUGCAUUCAUUGCUUCAAUGGGAUCUGACGAGCAAGAGCUUGAAAAACCACUCUCCUGGUGGCGAAAGAUAGUGGAUAUUUUGCUGAAAGCAAUCAUGAGAAUGAUGUGGCUCGCUGGUGGAUUCCACUGGAUCAAUGUGAAAGGCAGACGGGCGUUGCCAACGGAAGCAGCAAUAUUAACUGUGGCUCCACAUUCUUCCUACUUUGAUGCCAUUCCAGUAACUAUGACCUUCGCCUCCAUUGUGAUGAAAGCAGAAAGCAAAGAUAUUCCUAUUUGGGGAACUCUAAUCAAAUACAUCCGACCAGUAUUUGUCUCUCGAUCAGACCAGGAUUCUCGCAGGAAAACUGUUGAAGAGAUAAAGAGGCGUGCUCAGUCUGAUGGUAAAUGGCCGCAGAUAAUGAUAUUCCCAGAGGGCACUUGCACAAACCGAUCCUGUCUAAUUACAUUCAAGCCUGGAGCAUUUAUUCCUGGAGUUCCUGUACAGCCAGUGGUUCUACGUUAUCCAAACAAACUGGAUACGAUUACAUGGACAUGGCAAGGGCCAGGAGCGUUAGAAAUUCUGUGGCUUACUUUGUGUCAGUUUCACAAUUCUGUGGAAAUUGAGUUUCUACCCGUGUAUAUUCCUUCAGAAGAAGAAAGAAAAAAUCCAGUGUUAUAUGCCAAUAACGUCAGACGUGUAAUGGCAGAGGCAUUGGGAGUUUCAGUGACAGACUACACGUUUGAAGACUGUCAGCUAGCUUUGGCUGAAGGACAACUUCGUCUGCCUUCAGACACGUGUCUUUUAGAAUUUGCAAAGCUUGUGAGAAGCCUUGGGCUGAAGCCAGAAACACUUGAAGAUGAUCUUGAUAAAUAUGCUGCAAGUGCCAUGAAAAUGAAAAAAGAAAAGGUUGAUCUUGAAGAAUUUUCAGCAUACUUGGAAUUUCCCGUUUCUCACACGUUAGAAAGUAUGUUUGCGCUUUUUGAUGAGAAUGAAGAUGGCGUAAUUGACAUUCGGGAAUUUGUCAUUGCUCUGUCAGUGGUCUGUAAGCCAUCCAAAACUCUGGAAACAAUGCAGUUGGCAUUUCAGCUGUACCAGUCAAAAAAUGGAACUAUAACAGAAGAGGAUUUAGCUCAUAUUCUGAAGACUGCCAUGGGUGUGUCACAGAUUAAUGUUACGCAUCUCUUCAGAGCUGUAGAUGAAGAAGGAAAAGGAGAGAUUACUUAUGAUGACUUCUGCAGAUUUGCUGAGUUGCACCCACACUUUGCAGAAGACUAUCUCUAUGCUGAUCAGAUGGGAGCUGAGAGUGGCUUGGAGACUUCAUCCCUUUCUGCUCCUAAUGGUAUCUGUACUGACUUCAGCCCUGAAAGCGCUGAAGACAAAAACAAGCCCCUGCAGAAGAAACUGAAUUGACACUACAACUGUUUUCUUCCUCUCCUG